Ostrinia nubilalis (European corn borer) is the source of this 2144-nucleotide messenger RNA. RefSeq names its product fibroblast growth factor 5 (gene bnl). Gene Ontology annotation, biological process: fibroblast growth factor receptor signaling pathway; cell differentiation; regulation of cell migration. Lineage: Eukaryota; Metazoa; Arthropoda; Insecta; Lepidoptera; Crambidae. Gene Ontology annotation, cellular component: cytoplasm. The transcript is spliced from 6 exons. Bases 933 to 2036 code for a protein of 367 amino acids. Gene Ontology annotation, molecular function: fibroblast growth factor receptor binding; growth factor activity. The record is from RefSeq and is a predicted model, not a curated record.
AACAAUGCAGUGAAGGCCGAAGGAAAAGUUGCGUUCUUAGUGUUUGUAAAGUUUUCCCAGCGGCCGCUCGCUCGGUGAAUUUCUACUUUUUCAGUGCACGCGUACGGUUUUUCGAGUGCCUGUUACGAAACGCCGAAAUACGUCGCUUACCUUUACCACGGGGACUGUUAGCCGAUAAUUGUCGGGCGAAAUUUCUUUUGGCACGGAUUUGUGUGCGUUCGCCUUUAGCCGUUUUACACGUCGAUUUGUGUAAACAUUUGGGGCGAUUCAUUUUUAUCGGCGUACUCACUUAGUGAUUUAUUGUGGGUCAGAAAAUUACUAAAGUUUUUUCGGUGUGAAUUACUCUCUGAUGUUUGAGUGAUAGGUGCUGAGUGGUGUGCUAUAACGUGUGUGAAUUUCAGCUCUACAGUCGUUGGGAAAUAGCUGCUGUAUCAGUUACCUUCCUUGUGUGAUAUAAAACCAAUAGUAAGACGUGUUUAUAUUACAAUAACCACAACUGAACUUAAUACACUCGGAAACGGUAAAAGUGACACAGUUGACAAACGGGUGGUUUGUCGAUGUAUUAACUAUAUCGAUAUUGUCGAUAGUGUUCGAUAUCUUUACUGAAAGUGUAAUCUGCAAAAGUGAUUUGUUUGCUGACGCUACCACGUGACGGCUUUAACGAUCGUGUGUUCGCCCGCAAACCAGAUAGUUUGCGGCUUCGGUAACCGAGACCUAUUGCGUACACCGAAAUGGUGCAACGAUAGAAUGUUCGCAAUGACAGCGAUUCGAAUGAAGCGAUAUCGAACUGAUAGUUCUUGAUUGAAUGCUCGUCGCCACUUAGAGUGCCACGUUGGGCGCCAAAAAUUUGGGGUUAUUGAACUGUUAGUGUGGGUUAUGUUGGGUGUUGAGCAGUGACGGCGGCCGGGCGGCUGCAAUGGGCGCGGCGCGCCAUGGUGCGCUCCCGCCCGCUGGGGUUGCUCCUGGCGGCGCUGGCGUUGGCGACGUGCGCCGCGGCCCCGGCGCCAGAGCCGCGCGCCCAGCGAUCCGCGAACCUCAGCCACAUCACGGGCACCUCCCGCACGAUACAGAUGUUCCUAAGGAAUCGCUAUCUGCAGCUCAUGCCAGAUGGCACUGUCAACGGCACCACAGAUGGCAACAGCGCUCACACAAUACUUCAGCGGGCGACGUACAAAGUCGGCCUCCUGACGAUCCAGGGGGUAGCCACAUGUAUGUACCUGUGCAUGGACGCCUGCGGCUUCCAGUACGCAAAUAAGUAUCUCUCGGACGAUUGCGUCUUCGAGGAACACAUAGAAGAGAACAACUACAACACAUACUCGCGAGUCCGAGGCGGGAAGAAAACGUAUUUAGCAUUAGACAAUAGAGGGAAGGCGAGGCGAACGCAGAUUCCUGUGAGCAGGCAGCUGGGUAACCUCUCCUGGUACGCUUUGACUCUCACCAGGAGGUGGGAAGGCCACGGCGUGAAAUACACGCAAUGUGCGACGCGUCGACACCACGGCAAGCUGAAAAAGCCUCCCAAAAAACACACGCCUAGAGUCUGCAUGCAGACAGUACACAGACAGAAUCUGAGGCAGAAAAGGAAGCACAAGAAGGCUAACAACCCGAAGAAAAAGAGGCAUCCAAAAGCGCGGAGAAGACACGGGAACGGCACGACGACGACGACCGAGGUCAGCUGGGACGAGUCGACGAUGUCGACGAUGUCUACGACUACGGAUGUCGAGUUUUUUCGGUCGGCGACCGCGCAGGAGGCGGUCGGACGCGGUCAAGGAGGCAACAGUGACUCGGUCGGCUACAGUGGCUCAGUCAUGUUUCUACCUGAAGGCAUAGGAAUAUAUAUUUGUCUCUUUUACCGAUUCAAAGGUCUUGGUACCCGAACACGUUUAAACCAGUUUGCUCGCCGGUCAAGUGCCGUGCGGAAGGGUGAGGGAAUGUUUUUUGUUUUCGCGCCCACUAAAUUACAUUCUAAGAAUGCCACGGAAAAAAACCGACAGAAAAAUAGGGAAGAAAUAAAUAACGAAGAGAUUGAGAUGACUUAAGAUCUUAUAGGUAGCAAUAAAAGUACUAAGAGUCGUGUUGAAUUGUUGAUUAUAAUAAGAAUAGCUUGUGCAGUUUUGUUAUUAUUUCUAAUAAAAAACUACGCGGAA